ACUUACCAUAGUUUAAAUCCGAAAGAGGAAAAAAAGGGUUACUAGUUGUGUAAGGCAUUUAAUUUUUCUUAUUUUUUUCUCCAAUAGUACCUCUGAACCCAUCAUGAGCAGUGGAAUCUUUGAUUUGAAAUCGCAAUUGGUCAUAUACGGAGCGCAUCAUAACAACAAAGUCAAUGUCAUUAUACACAUGAUCUUUGUCCCCAUUAUUCUGUGGAGUGCUCUUGUCUUUGGAGCCAAGUCGGGACCUCUUGUCGAUAUGAAUGCAUUACCAUCCUCGUUGCAAUGGCUCAAGCUAUUUGGUCCUAAUUUGAGCUUCUUCACCAUGUGCUUAUACAGUGUUUACUACAUGAUUCUUGACCCCGUUGCCGCGGCAUUGGCUUCCCCACUCUUGUUUGCUGCGUGCUAUCAUGCAACGAAUUUCUUAAAGACCAAUCCUCAAGCCAUCAAGAUUGCACUCUCUAUUCACAUUGCUGCUUGGAUUUUCCAGUUUCUGGGUCACGGCGUAGCCGAAAAGAGGAGCCCAAAGGUUUUGGACAAUCUUGUGCAAGCCUGUGUGUCAGCACCUUACUUUGUCUUUUUUGAGCUUCUCUUUGCAUGCGGAUAUCGCCCUCAAUUGUACAGGGAAGUAAGGACCGAGGUCGAAAAAGAUAUUGCCGAAUUCCGUGCUCGAAAGGCCGGCAAGAAAAACAAAUGAACAACCAAAAAAAAAAAAAAAAAAAUAUUUACUAU
This is a messenger RNA of Radiomyces spectabilis, 729 nucleotides long. RefSeq lists its product as uncharacterized. The transcript has 5 exons. Gene Ontology annotation, cellular component: endoplasmic reticulum. Bases 104 to 694 code for a protein of 196 amino acids. Gene Ontology annotation, biological process: sphingoid catabolic process. Lineage: Eukaryota; Fungi; Mucoromycota; Mucoromycetes; Mucorales; Radiomycetaceae. The record is from RefSeq and is a predicted model, not a curated record.